CCUAUCCGUUUGUUUACAAACAAAUAUCGCAUGCAGUAGCAACGUCUUUUUUAUAUAAAUAGACAUUACCUGGUUCAUUAUAACAAUUAGACAAUCAAGAGUCAACGAAAAUGAAGAAACUGCCCAAACUUAGUAUUAAGUCGACAAAAUCAAAGAAAAACGAAAUAGACAAUCAUGAAGAUUUUUCGGAUGACGAAUUUCUAAAAGAUAAUAACGAAAAUAGUGAAAAAUUAAGACAGGACAACAUUCUUCCCGAUUUGGAAACUGAUAUGCCAAGUAGAGCAUGGAGAAGGAUGAGUGAAACACAAACUUUUAAAACAGUAGCCCCACUGAAUAUUCAUUCCCCAGUAAAACCUGAUUGUUUACGAUUUGUUUGUUUGUCUGAUACACACUCUAAGCUCCAUGCAGACGAAAUGUCGAAUUUUUAUGUUCCUCCGGGAGAUAUCUUACUACACGCAGGAGAUUUCUCGAUGAAAGGGAGACCACUGGAAAUCGAACGAUUCAAUGAAGCCCUAGAUAAACUACCUCAUAAAAAGAAGAUUGUAAUCGCAGGAAAUCAUGAGUUGUCUUUUGACGAAAGUCUUUUUACCGAAGCUAACUGUUUCGGAGAGAGUAUUGGAACAGUAAAACGUUGUCUCAAAACCAAAGGAUUAAAAUCUGUUAGAGAAUUAUUGACUAAUGCUAUUUAUUUACAAGAUUCAAUGGUUACUGUUUGUGGAAUAAAUAUCUAUGGAUCUCCUUGGCAACCCCGAUUUGGUUGUUGGGCGUUCAAUGUUAUUCGUGGUGAAGAUAUAUUAAAGAAGUGGAAUUGUAUACCAGAAAAUGUUGAUAUUCUCAUAACACAUGGACCACCAGUUGGUCACGGUGAUGUAACCAAGGCUGGAAUAAAUGUUGGUUGUGUUGAACUUUUAAACACAGUACAGAAACGUGUCAAACCAAAGUAUCAUUUAUUUGGUCACAUACAUGAGGGCUAUGGGCUAACAACAGAUGGAGAAACAUUGUUUAUCAACGCAUCAUCUUGUACCAAAGGAUAUAAACUGUGUAAUCCACCAAUGAUAUUUGAUGUGCCUUUACCGUCUGGCCAGUCAAAAGACAGUUUACUUGAAAGUGUGGAAGUUGUGUCUUAUUCAAAGGAGGAAUCUUCUAGUAAACCAGUAAUAGACAUCAGCCAAAAAGACAAAGAUAACAAACUAUUGACCUUAACACAGUUGAAAUUGACUACAACUAAAACUGAGUAACAAAAACAGUUUAUAAUACAUUAUUUAUUCAACAUUAAUACCUCUUACUUGUCUGUAAACAAGCGUUAUCGCAGAUCAAAUUUAUUCGUUCA
This is a messenger RNA of Mytilus trossulus (common blue mussel), 1330 nucleotides long. RefSeq names its product metallophosphoesterase MPPED2-like. Bases 111 to 1238 code for a protein of 375 amino acids. The transcript has 6 exons. Gene Ontology annotation, molecular function: hydrolase activity. The record is from RefSeq and is a predicted model, not a curated record. NCBI's taxonomy places the organism in Eukaryota, Metazoa, Mollusca, Bivalvia, Mytilida, Mytilidae.